Messenger RNA from Penaeus monodon (black tiger shrimp), 3966 nucleotides. Its product is annotated as mucin-5AC-like. Bases 1 to 3966 code for a protein of 1321 amino acids. Lineage: Eukaryota; Metazoa; Arthropoda; Malacostraca; Decapoda; Penaeidae. The record is from RefSeq and is a predicted model, not a curated record. The transcript has 7 exons.
AUGGCAGUCUUCUCAACCUCGAGAGGGCAGCCACCUCAAAUCCCAACUACCUCAGUUCUCUCGAUAGCAGGGGUAACUGCUUAUCCUGCUAAAAGGACCAGAUAUUCCAAGCUCUUACCCAGACAGCUCACCUGGGUGGACGCCACCUCUGCCACCCCCGCCAACGCUACCCCAUAUAAAGGGGAGUGGCAGGCUGAGGGCCCAAAGUCUGCCUGUGGGAUCCACUUGAGCUUUACCCCACAGGCUUCAAAUUGGGUUGGCAGUUGCCUGGGCACAGGCAGGAUGAGUAACUCCCGUUCCCAUCGUGCACCCCAGCAGUCGCCCUCCCAACAUAAUCAUAGUCCACUUUACUUCGCUAAGAGGCAGGGCGUGUCCUCACCCCGGCGGGCCAUGACGCUAUGCUUCCAGAGCCUCCUGCUGCUCCAAGAUCCCCCACAGUUUAGCCUUGGACUGCAAGGUUCGACUCCAUCGAGCACCGCCUCAAUGAUUUCAACGGAAACAGAUGCAAGAUUGCCCUCAACCACAGAGCUGGCUACAAACUCCACUGAGAAAUCGCUAGAAACAGUUACUUUACCUGAAACAUCGACCAUUGAAGGAGAAACUGUCUUUGAAACAGUGACGCUUCCUGAAACAUCGACUAUUGACGGAGAAACUGUCUUUGAAACAGUGACGCUUCCUGAAACAUCGACCAUUGAAGGAGAAACUGUCUUUGAAACAGUGACGCUUCCUGAAACAUCGACCAUUGAAGGAGAAACUGACUUUGAAACAGUAACAAUUCCUGAAACAUCGACCAUUGAAGGAGAAACUGUAUUUGAAACAAUGACGCUUCCUGAAACAUCGACCAUUGAAAACGGAAACUUGACGCUUCCUGAAACAUCGACCAUUGAAGGGGAAACUGUCUUUGAAACAGUGAAGCUUCCUGAAACAUCGACUAUUGAAGGAGAAACUCUCUUUGAAACAGUGACGCUUCCUGAAACAUCGACCAUUGGAGGAGAAACUGUCUUUGAAACAGUGACGCUUCCUGAAACAUCGACUAUUGAAGGAGAAACUGUCUUUGAAACAGUGACGCUUCCUGAAACAUCGACCAUCGAAGGAGAAACUGUCUUUGAAACAGUGACGCUUCCUGAAACAUCGACUAUUGAAGGAGAAACUGUCUUUGAAACAGUGACGCUUCCUGAAACAUCGACCACUGAAGGAGAAACUGUCUUUGAAACAGUGACGCUUCCUGAAACAUCGACCAUUGAAGGAGAAACUGCCUUUGAAACAGUGACGCUUCCUGAAACAUCGACUGUUGAAGGAGAAACAGUAUUUGAAACAGUGACGCUUCCUGAAACAUCGACCGUGGAAGGAGAAACUAUCUUUGAAACAGUGACGCUUCCGGAAACAUCGACCAUUGAAGGAGAAACAGUAUUUGAAACAGUGACGCUUCCUGAAACAUCGACUAUUGAAGGAGAAACUGUCUUUGAAACAGUGACGCUUCCUGAAACAUCGACUAUUGAAGGAGAAACUGUCUUUGAAACAGUGACGCUUCCUGAAACAUCGACUAUUGAAGGAGAAACUGUCUUUGAAACAGUGACGCUUCCUGAAACAUCGACGAUUGAAGGAGAAACUGUCUUUGAAACAGUGACGCUUCCUGAAACAUCGACCGUUGAAGGAGAAACUGUCUUUGAAACAGUGACGCUUCCUGAAACAUCGACCAUUGAAGAAGAAACUGUCUUUGAAACAGUGACGCUUCAUGAAACAUCGACCAUUGACGCAGAUAUUUUCUUUGAAACGGUAACGGUUCCUGAAUCCACUCGUUCUCCAGGAACACCUACAAUGCCCCCGUCUUCAACAACAGCACCUGCAGCAACAACUGUUUUGACAGAACUGGAACAAAGGAAGAAACAACUGGAAGAGGAGAUGGAACAGCUUCGAUCUGUAAUUGCUGCCAACAACGCAACCGCCAGUGCUCUUGCAGAGACGGAGGCAGCGUUGCAGCGAGUCAUUGAUGCCAUAGGUAAUAGUGGGAGGCACAAGAGGAGAAGACGAUCCCCUACUUAUGCUGUCAACCAAGGUGACGACACUGUGACAGUCGAUCCAUAUUGUGAGGUAAAUGAGGACAAUGCCUUAACUGGGGACCCGACAGAUCUGCUUCUUACAAUGAUCAAUGAUCUCUCCACCAAGCUAUCCAACCUCACAACCGACCAAAUCACCUGUUUCAAUGAACUCAUUGGUCAUUUUGCCACACUCAUAGAGAAUGGAACCUUCGUCAUCGAUUCUAGUGUAGUCGCCAAUAUUACAGCCGCUGCAGAGGCAGCAAGUAGCGCCGUAGGAGAACAGGUAGAGUCUUUAGAGACCCUCAUUUCGAAUCUACAGGCGCAGGUAGAGGAAAAGAAUGCCGCACUCAAUGAACUGGAAAGUGAACCUACGUCUACAGCAGCCUUCAAUUCAAAGAUAAAAGAAAGAUUUACGACAACUAUUAAUGCCAUACAGUUUCGUUCGACUCCAGCGAGCACCGCCUCAAUGAUUUCAACGGAAACGGAUGCAAUACUACCCACAACCACAGAUCUGGCUACAAACUCCACUGAGAAAUCGCUAGAAACAGUUACCUUACCUGAAACAUCGACCAUUGAAGGGGAAACUAUAUUUGAAACAGUGACGCUUCCUGAAACAUCGACCAUUGAAGGGGAAACUAUAUUUGAAACAGUGACGCUUCCUGAAACAUCGACCAUUGAAGGAGAAACUGCCUUUGAAACAGUGACGCUUCCUGAAACAUCGACCAUUGAAGGAGAAACUGCCUUUGAAACAGUGACGCUUCCUGAAACAUCGACCAUUGAAGGAGAAACUGCCUUUGAAACAGUGACGCUUCCUGAAACCACUGAAGGAGAAACUGCCUUUGAAACAGUGACGCUUCCUGAAACAUCGACUAUUGAAGGAGAAACUGUCUUUGAAACAGUGACGCUUCCUGAAACAUCGACCAUUGAAGGAGAAACUGUCUUUGAAACAGUGACGCUUCCUGAAACAUCGACUGUUGAAGGAGAAACUGCCUUUGAAACAGUGACGCUUCCUGAAACAUCGACUAUUGAAGGAGAAACUAUCUUUGAAACAGUGACGCUUCCUGAAACAUCGACCAUUGAAGGAGAAACUAUCUUUGAAACAGUGACGCUUCCUGAAACAUCGACUAUUGAAGGAGAAACUGUCUUUGAAACAGUGACGCUUCCUGAAACAUCGACCAUUGAAGCAGAAACUGUCUUUGAAACAGUGACGCUUCCUGAAUCCACUCGUUCUCCAGGAACACCUACAAUGCCCCCAUCUUCACCAACAGCACCUGCAGCAACAACUGUUUUGACAGAACUGGAACAAAGGAAGAAACAACUGGAAGAGGAGAUGGAACAGCUUCGAUCUGCAAUUGCUGCCAACAACGCAACCGCCAGUGCUCUUGCAGAAACGGAAGCAGCGUUGCAGCGAGUCAUUGAUGCCAUAAGUAAUAGUGGGAGGCACAAGAGGAGAAGACGAUCCCCUACUUAUGCUGUCAACCAAGGUGACGACACUGUGACAGUCGAUCCAUAUUGUGAGGUAAAUGAGGACAAUGCCUUAACUGGGGACCCGACAGAUCUGCUUCUUACAAUGAUCAAUGAUCUCUCCACCAAGCUAUCCAACCUCACAACCGACCAAAUCACCUGUUUCAAUGAACUCAUUGGUCAUUUUGCCACACUCAUAGAGAAUGGAACCUUCGUCAUCGAUUCUAGUGUAGUCGCCAAUAUUACAGCCGCUGCAGAGGCUGCAAGUAGCGCCGUAGGAGAACAGGUUGAGUCUUUAGAGACCCUCAUUUCGAAUCUACAGGCGCAGGUAGAGGAAAAGAAUGCCGCACUCAAUGAACUGGAAAGUGAACCUACGUCUACAGCAGGCAAGAAAUUUGACUUCUUUUGCCGUCGUUUAUCCCAUUUUAACAAAUAUCACAGUAACAGGAAAUAUGACCAUUAG